Molecule: messenger RNA, 450 nt
Organism: Lactuca virosa
Lineage: Eukaryota; Viridiplantae; Streptophyta; Magnoliopsida; Asterales; Asteraceae
Source: the annotation of a GenBank genome assembly
AUGUCGAGAGAAAGACUACGUUAUUUGGAAGCCAUGGUAAUAACACCUGCUUAUUUGUGGCAAAGUCAGGUCCAACAUGCACCAUUACCUAUGGAUGUGGGAGAAUACCAAAUGCCACUUCUUCAUGUGAUUGAGAUCCGUUUAAAGGCUAAAUGUGACAAGUUGGCUGAUGCUUUUAUUGAUGAUUUGGAUUCAUCAACAGGAAGGUGUUGUUCAAAAGACAUAAAUGCCCUCCUCAUUUUGUUUCGUUCAGAGUUUUGGAGCAUAUUCUCCUGCUUGAGACUUAUACACAGGAAGAUAAUGAAAUAUCUUGUCGAAGCCAUUGAAGAAGCUUCACUUGCAUACAACAAAGUUGCAAUAUCAAGAAAUAGUGAAGAAACUAGAGAAUAUGCAAUGGACAAUUCAUCAAGUGGAAAUGGAUCUCAACCGAUUACCCGGUUCUUGAAAUAA